Molecule: messenger RNA, 1950 nt
Organism: Aspergillus pseudotamarii
Lineage: Eukaryota; Fungi; Ascomycota; Eurotiomycetes; Eurotiales; Aspergillaceae
Product: putative neutral amino acid permease
Exons: 4
Coding region: 243-1631 (462 amino acids)
Biological process (GO): amino acid transmembrane transport
Cellular component (GO): vacuolar membrane
Molecular function (GO): amino acid transmembrane transporter activity
Source: RefSeq, a predicted model, not a curated record
GCGAACUAGCGUACAGCCUAGUCGAGAUACUUUUUGACCGUCGAGGAGGAUCACCCAUCCCCUCCCUGGACCAUGUCCCGUGUUCACUAGGCCAAAAUGGAAGAAGAAAAAAGUUGAUACCUCCUACACGUGGCCCGUUUUUAUUUUUAUCUUUUGGUUCUUACAGCCAGCUUGCCCAUCCACACUUCCUAGACCCCCGUCCCGUCUAGAGCAGUCACCCCUCACGAACUAAGCUUCUCCCCAUGGUGGACAACAAGAAGGUAGAGGCCAGCAUGGCCUAUGAUGACGAGCGAACAAGCCCCCGUGGGUCAGUAUUCGAGGAAAAGGAGGUCUUCAAGAAGACUGAUACUGGAGUCAACUUCCGCAAAGUUGGGUGGUUCAAUGCGGGCGUGAUUUUCACUAAGAUCCUCUUUGCGACAGGGGUCUUAUCACUGCCGUCAGCGCUGUACUCGCUAGGAGCCGUUGGGGGCUCAAUUAGUAUCGUGGCUUGGGGAUGCUUCAAUACUUACUGUUUCGUUAUUUUAGGCAACUUUCGCACAAGACACCCUCACUGCCAUUCGAUCGCUGAUAUGGCUGAGGUCGUCGGCGGCAUAAUUGCAAAGGAGGCGACGGGGUUAUUGUUUAUUAUUGCUUACGUUCUGGUGACAGGCAGUGGAAUUAUUGGCGUGUCGACCGCACUGAAUGCCCUUUCGCACCACGCCGCGUGCACUGUCUGGUGGUCAUUUCUCGCCACCGUUGUCAUUAUCGCGACUGCCUCCAUUCGCAAACUUGAGCAUGUGGGCUGGCUCACCUAUGCUGGCUUUAUUUCUAUUUACGCCGCCGUCUUAAUUGUCGUUAUCGGGGUAACCACACGAGACCGACCAGCAGCCGCACCUCAGGAGGGCCCAUAUGAGCUAGGCUACGUGGCCAUCAAUAAUCCCGGGUUUGCGGCCGGUAUGGUCGCUUCCUGCACAAUAUUUGUGUCAUCAGCCGGUACCAGUGCCUUUCUGCCGGUCAUCUCGGAGAUGCGUAAUCCGAAAGAUUACAAGAAGCCGCUAUACUUCUGUAUGGUUCUUGUCACCGCUUCGUACCUUGCCUUUAGCUUGGUAGUCUAUCGCUGGUGUGGGAAAUGGGUGGCAAGCCCGUCUUUGGGGAGUGCAGGACAAACGAUCAAGAUGGUGUCUUAUGGUGUUGCGUUGGUGGGGUUGGUCGUGAGCGCUACGAUUUAUCUGCAUGUGGCGGCCAAAUAUGUCUUCGUACGCAUCCUAGGGAAUUCGCGGCAUUUGCAGGCCAACACAGUCGUCCAUUGGGGCACUUGGAUCGCAAGCACGGUUAUCCUCGGCGCCCUUGCGUUCAUCCUAGCAGAGGCGAUUCCGAUCUUUAACUAUCUCAUUGCCCUUGUGGGCUCCGUGUGUUUUGCUCCACUCGCCAUGAGCCUUCCGGGCUGGCUGUGGCUAUACGACCACUGGCACUACAGGAACGGUACUAUGAAAGAAAAGAUUGUGUUCCUUCUUCAUUGUGGCCUGGUGCUGCUGGGCCUUUUCUUUCUAGUUGGAGCGACGUAUGGCGUCGUUAUCCAGAUUAUUGAUGCCUACAGCUCCGGGACUAUUGGAUCGGCAUUUAGCUGUGCAGAUAACUCAAAUUCGUCUUGAGGUAACUGAUUGGCUCUAUCUCAAUCGCAGGCAUCAGAACAGUCAUUACUUGUUCGCCUGUACUAUAAAGCACUCUAGAUAUUUAUUCUUUUUUGCCAUAUCUGGCAGGGACCAUUGUGGCUGCGUUCUAUAUAGCUUCUUGGGCUCUCUUGCGUUGGAAUGUUUCCCUUCUCACUCCAUUAUUAAUUGUAAUCCUUGUGACUAGACAGUAAUUGAUAGUGUGAGGAAAGGCUGUAAUUGUAUAUACUCGACCAUCAGAACAAGGUAUUCAUAGCCUGUUUAAGCCCUAAGCCCUAGGGAGCGCUUUGGUGGAACCCUG